AUGACGAAAGCCGUCGAACGAGUUCUCGUGGAAUUCAAAGAAAGAUUCGGGAAAUAUCCUAAGACGGCACAGUUUGACGACGGGAAAGAAUUCUAUAAUGUGGGAGUCAAGACGUUAUUAAAAGAUCACGACGUUCAUUAUUUUUCGACGCUGUCCACUAAAAAAGCUGCGAUCGUCGAAAGAUUCAAUAGAACGUUAAAGACGAGAAUGUGGAAAUAUUUUACGGAAAACAAGACGACCGUGUGUGUAGAUAUCUUACCCGAUCUCGUGAAAUCUUACAAUCAUUCCACGCAUCGAACGAUCGGUAUGAAACCUGCAGAUGUGAACGAAGAAAAUAAAGACGAAGUCUGGACGAGAAUUUACGGAUAUCCAUUGAGUCAUUUCCCAAAACCAAAAUUCAGGAUCGGAGAUCACGUCCGAACGGCAAUAGAACACAAGACUUUUGAAAAAGGAUACACUCCGAAUUUCAUCGACGACGCUUACGUCGUGACGGAGGUGUAUCGAGGAGAUCCUAAUAUGUAUGGUCUUAGAGAUCCCGAGGAUGGCGAAGAUAUUUUAGGACGAUUUUACGAACAGGAAUUAUCUUUGGAUCGAAGUAAAAAACAAUAAAUGGAAGACAUGGAAAUGAACGACUUCGAUCAACACGACGACUACGACUGGGACGACUACGACGAAACAAAUGUCGACGACGAUCUAUACGAAACCGGUCUGGAGGAUCUGGAUAAACAGGACGAUGAAUUAUGGUUACGAGAUUUCCGGAAUGAGAAUAGCGACGAUAGAUUUAAAGGAAGAAAAAGAGAAACUAAUUACUUGUACACGACCGGAUCGUCCGUCGACUUGAAAGCAGAAUAUAUGAAAAAACUUUUCGCGAAUGAUUAUAGAUUAAAUCCGAACGACGGAUUAAACUCUAGAAAUUUAUUUUCCCGACUGGAUGUCAGCGGAUACUGGUUAACGUUUGACGACGUAAAAGUUGCAUUCAUCGAUAAAAAUGGAGAAUACUAUCUAUCGAAAAAUACGUCUAUUGCACAAAGUCAAAAAGAGUUUAGGAUUGCGUUCGAAAAGGCGACGGAAGAACAUCGAAAGAAUAUCGUAAGUAUCGUGGAAGAAGAAGCUGGAGGAGGUGAUGAUGCGUCGAGUGAAAUGAUCGACGCUAUUUCCGAUGAUGUUCGCGAUGAAAUUCAUCAUGAAAAUAUUGACGAUGAUGUAGAAUUUAAAGAUCGGGUUUUAGACUUACACAACAAAGGAAAACUAACCGAACAGGAAGCAAGGGAACUCGUUGGAAUAACGGUGACGAAAGGAACGCCGUCGGAAAAAAUAAAAUAUUUAAAAAUAGAACGCGAACGACUCAAAAAAGAAUUGGAGACGGAAACCGAUCCGGAACGUAGAGAAAUCUUACGCGAUGGAUUGGAAAUUAUUCAACAGAAUAUCGACGAUGCUAACUUAGAAAUGCGACUUCGUCCCGAAUCCGAAGAGGGAAAACAUCGAGUUCAGGAAAAAGUUCGCGACGAUGUACGAACGAAAUUUGAAAAAUUUUAA
This is a messenger RNA of Paramuricea clavata, 1536 nucleotides long. The record is from the annotation of a GenBank genome assembly. Lineage: Eukaryota; Metazoa; Cnidaria; Anthozoa; Malacalcyonacea; Plexauridae.